CCAGAAAAUACAGGUGUUUAUUAACAAUUGUCUACGCAAAAUACUUCAGAUCCAUUGGCCGGACACUAUUAGCAACAACAUACUGUGGGAGAGAACAAAGCAGAUUCCAAUGGAGGACGAAAUCAGGAAGAAGCGCUGGAAGUGGAUAGGACACAGAUUGAGGAAAGCACCCAACUGCGUCACAAGACAAGCUCUCACAUGGAAUCCUCAAGGCCAAAGGAAAAGAGGAAGACCGAAGAACACAUUACGCCGGGAAAUGGAGAUAGACAUGAGAAAAAUGAACAAGAAUUGGAUGGAACUAGAAAAGAAGGCCCAGGACAGAGUGGGUUGGAGAAUGCUGGUCUGCGGCCUAUGCUCCAUUGGGAGUAACAGGCGUAAGUAAGAAAGUAAGUAAGUAACAUAUACAAGGGAACACAAAUAAUGUUGAAUGUACACCAUGUAAGUGUACAUGACACAUUGGUUAUUCAACAUUUUCUCAAUGAAUUGUUAGAUACAAUCAUUGGCUUCGUCGAAUCCGUUUCAACGAAUUGCAGUUGCAGUUAAACUACGAUGGUCUAAGUUUGUUCAAAAGCUCUAACCAACAGCUGUGGCCGAUCCUAGGUCGUAUAGUAGCUCCACUAGUUAGUAGUGUUUUCGUAGUUGGGAUCUACGGUGGUGAAGUAAAACCAUCUGAUUUCAACGACAUGUCAGCAACACUUAUAACAGAGUUACAGGAGUUGCUGACAGUAGGUAUUAAUGUAGAUAAGUAUCACUUACAUUUAACAGUUAAAUUAGUUGCUGUUAUUUGUGACGCUCCAGCUCGCAGCAACGUCAAGUACAUUGUGGGACACAAUGGUAUCGCUGGCUGUGACAAAUGUCAGGUCUUAGGGACGCGAAUGGGUGGUCGAAUGACUUUCCCCAAUGGUGAACACGACUUAAGAAGUGAUGUCACUUUUCGUUGUAGGUCCCAAUCUAUCCAUCAUCGUGGCAGAAGUUCAUUUGAAAAUCUGCCAGUGGAUAUGAUUAAAUGUUUCCCUUGUGAACCCAUGCAUAUGAUAUAUUUAGGUGUUACCAAAAAAAUUGUUUCAUUAUGGAAGGAGCUAGCUCUUAAGCGACUUAAUAGGAUGGAUCAAUCAAUUAUCGCAUCAAUAAAUGAUGCACUAGACUUAUGUAGACAACACACGACAUGCGAUUUUCAACGGAAAUGUCGUUCACUUAAUGAAGUUUCUGUAUGGAAAGCAACUGAAUGUCGGUUGUUCUUAUUAUACUUAGGACCUGUAGUUCUUCAGAAUAGGUUACCAUUAUCAAUGUACAGAAACUUCCAGUCACUCUCCUUGUCUAUUUAUUUAUUAUCGCACCCUAAGUUUCAUAGCAUAUUCGCUAACAGUGUUAGGGUUUACAUUAAUAACUUUUUAUUAGGUUACGAAAGGUGUUACGGUACCGAACACUUAAUCUACAAUGUGCAUAGUUUAAAGCACAUUGCAGACGACGUUAUGGAACAUGGUACUUUAGAAUCGUUCGCAGCAUUUCCUUUUGAGUCCUACAUGAGAAAAAUUAGGCGUUCAGUACACUGUGGAUUCGCCGUGGCUAAACAAGCCGCACAGCGAUAUGCCGAAGAAGUUUACUUUCAAAGUAUACUGAAUCAGGAUAUGGCUGACAAUGUCACUGAACCUGAGGUAACUGAUAAUUCUUCCAAGCAAAUGGUCAGUUACAGGAACUCAAAGCUAUCUACUUCAAGGCCGGACAAUGUAGUUAUUGCCAAAGGUAGACCAGGGUUCGUAACAGAAAUCCGUGAUGGAGGUCUUAUUAGGUUCCGGCCAUUUCAUAGUCCUUCUGAUUUGUAUACUGACCCUUUUCCCUCCAGUAGUAUUGGUAUGUUUAAGUGUUCUACCUUAAGCCACGAAUGCACGUGGAUAACACUAACAGACAUACUUUGUAAGUGCAUGUGCUUGCGCACACAACAUUAUGAGGUCAUUAUCCCUCUUUUACAUACAUUCUAGUAGUAGAUGUGACAUCAUUUCUCAAGGACUGUUGCAAAUAUAGCACUUUAGCCAGUAACAGUCUGUUGGUUAGUGAUUUUGCGUCCUCCAUCAGGAAGUGUUACUGAAUUUUCAUCAAUGCAAUAUAUGUACAAUUUUUCACGCCUGCGCAUUCAUUUACAGCAUCAAAGUGGAAAGUACAUCUUAGUUGACGAUAAGGAAAACAAGCAAGUGGUCUGUAUUCCGAACAAAUGGCUCCUGACCAACAAUCAUUACCUUUAUCGUGAUGAUAUCAGUGAGCACGAAAUUGUUGAGGGUGUUGAUGUUGACAUUCGAUUCGACGUGAGAAAAUGUGCCGUUAUGCAUCGUUGUGACGACUACAAUGUAGCCCAGGAAUUAAAAGUGUGUUUAGCAACAGUACUGGGCUACAAUACUAACAUCGCAACUAACGAUGAAACGCAGCCUUGUGACGCUAAGAAACCAAAAAGAACUGUCAAACGAAAGCUUAAUGAUUAUCUAUGCACCUCGGAAGAACUAGAGGUUGCUGAGGUUGAGGCUGGAUUUGCCCCGGUGGAAUUUCCAGUUGUCAACAUUUCAACAGGAACGUUUUCUCCGAUUGCGAGUUCAUCGAAAGCUAACCUUUCAUCACCACCAAUUCUACGUACGUCGACUGAAGGUGAUAAACCUUUGUGCGAUGAUACAAACAAACUGUUAAGAACGCUCCUGAAAUCGGUCAGUGAGCUGUCUACGAAAAUAGACAAAAUGCUAUUUUUGUAUGAACGCUUAGCCAUGGGUGUAACUCACGGGCGUACAGAGGAAAUGGAUAGUGAUGCAAUCACUUUCCCAUUACGAACGCAUGACGAGUUGCGUUCUUUAGAGACAGCUUUAGAGAACAAAAAUUCCGGGAUCAUUUCGUAAGUUGUAAUCGGUGUUUGAAGAAAUUUUAGAUGGGAAGAUUAUACCAUCUACUAUGUGAUGAUCUUCGUAAAUCAGCAAAAGCCUGUCUGAAAUACCUCCUUUCUCCGGAACUGGCAAACACGUACACCUUGCACGGAACCAGAAGAAAAUUCGGGAUUAGUAAAUACAAAUUUUACUCCACGGUUCAAAGUGCUUUGUGUUCACACUUCCGGAGUGCGACCUGUUCGGAAACGGAGAUCACGCACGCCAUGGCUACAGCAAGCCAGGCCUUCUUGCAUGACGCAAGAGAUAAAGUACAUAAACGUGGAUGGCGAUCCAAAGAAAGGGUGAGCUAAAACUACUUAAUUUGUUUGUUAUAAUACAUAUGUUAACUUUGUCACACAUUGUUCCUACACGUUCCCCUUCCUACUGUUUUGUAUAUUGUUUAAUACCACUUAAUAAAAUGAAGUAUUCAGUUGUAUUCCCAAUAACUGAAGUUCACUUUGGGGUUUUCCCCAAAAUUCACAGGAUGUUAAUUUUCAUUAUAUUUAUCACUAUAAUCACUGUACUUUAAUUACUGUAACAGCUUAUGACUUUGUGAUCAAUACUCAAAGUAAUAUAACUUGUCUCUUGUAUGUUUCCCUUUCAGCUGGCUUCGCAGGCUUUAUCAGACGUAACUAACAUUAUCAAUGACAUUUCUACGUCUACGUAAGGUGUUGCUGUUACAACGCAAUGAAAAACUUUGUACAAAUGAUUCAUUUGUAAUUUUAUUAACUGUAAUAAACAUUUAUAUAUUUCAUAAAUCAGUCUUUUGAUAAUCGCGACAAAUCGGUUAACAUUAGGUUUCAUUAGCAAUGCGCGAUUGACGAAAAGUAAUAAAACGUCGCAGUAAGAAAUGUACGUAAGCAUACUCCUAGGUCUUCCGUGAUGUCGAUAGGCUUUCGAGAAGCUUUUGCGUCAAAACAGUUUUCCAGGAAAACCCAAAGGUUUGGGGAAGCUUCCUCAAAAUGAUAUAACUAUCGUGUUCGUUCCCCUUUCACCCGGCUUCGCAGGCUUUAACAGACGUCACCAUAGUGUAUUUGUGCUUUUGUAUAUUGUUUUAUACUACUUACAAGAAUUCAGUAGUCAGUUGCAUUACCAAUAACUUCAGUUAACUUUGGGGAUUUCCCCAAAAUUUCCCCAAACUUACCCAAAAUUUUCCCCAAACUUACCCAAAAUUUCCCCAAACUUCCCCAGGUCAGGGGAAAUUUUGGGUUUUUUUUCUCAUUUCCCCAAAAUUUCCCCAAAAUUUAUUAUAGCGGCUUCCCCAAAAUCGACUCGAUUUUCCCCAAAGUUGGGAGC
This is a messenger RNA of Schistosoma haematobium, 4196 nucleotides long. RefSeq lists its product as uncharacterized. Lineage: Eukaryota; Metazoa; Platyhelminthes; Trematoda; Strigeidida; Schistosomatidae. The record is from RefSeq and is a predicted model, not a curated record. The transcript has 7 exons. Bases 684 to 1979 code for a protein of 431 amino acids.